Messenger RNA from Perkinsus marinus ATCC 50983, 660 nucleotides. RefSeq lists its product as hypothetical. The record is from RefSeq and is a predicted model, not a curated record. Bases 1 to 660 code for a protein of 219 amino acids. The transcript has 4 exons. NCBI's taxonomy places the organism in Eukaryota, Perkinsozoa, Perkinsida, Perkinsidae.
AUGAAGUUCUGCACCUCCCAGACUACUUUCAUCAUCGGCUCUCUCAUUGCUAUUAUCGGACUGCAGGGAUGUGCCUCUAAGGAGAAGAAAGCCGCUCAAGCCGCAGCUGACGCGGCAUCUGCAGCAUCUGGUCUCGCCUCUGAAGUCGCUGACUAUGAUAACUUCUCUGUCGAUAAUCUCUUCCGUGGAAGCGGAGGCCGCUACCAGAUUUGCAGUGUCAACGGCACUACUACUGACGGCUCCAACGAUAUGGAGGGAACAUUCAAGCUCCGAGUUGAAAGAAUCCUCGGCAGUGGCGAGAGCCAGUGGAAGGCGAUUCUCCGCGGUUUCUGUGGGGCUUCCGGCAACUUGGAGAAGAAGUUGGGCACUGACCACACGAGCAAGUUGCAAGGCGAGAUGAACUGCCAGGGCGUCUGGGGCGUGUUCCACAUCACUCGCCAGUCGGGCUUGGAUGCGGUCAUAUCCGUAUGCGACGACGUUCUCAAUGCUCAAGAGCAGAAAGGUUCUGAUGCCCCUAGCAGCUCCACUGAAGUGCAAGAAGCCACCACUGCCGCCCCUACUGGUGAGAAAGAGGAGGAGGCGACUGAAGAGAAACCCGCGAGUACAGAGAAGCAUAUGUUGAUGAGACAGCAUCGCCGAGCUGCUCUUCACUUCAGUUAA